Gastrolobium bilobum is the source of this 2029-nucleotide messenger RNA. RefSeq names its product ASI1-immunoprecipitated protein 3-like. The record is from RefSeq and is a predicted model, not a curated record. NCBI's taxonomy places the organism in Eukaryota, Viridiplantae, Streptophyta, Magnoliopsida, Fabales, Fabaceae. Gene Ontology annotation, molecular function: chromatin binding. The coding region runs from base 124 to 1851 and encodes 575 amino acids. Gene Ontology annotation, biological process: DNA-templated transcription. The transcript has 8 exons.
UCGGGCGAGUUUUGCACUGAAAAUUGUAGCACAAGACUCAGAGAGGGCAAUCGUAGUUGAAAAUUGAAAGCGUUGUGGGUUUUGUGUUGUGUCUUGUGAUUGGGAAUCCAUCGCCGAGAGAAAAUGGUGAAUCGGCGCUUCACUCAGGUGGCGACCAGCGACGAUGAAGACGAAGCGCCACCUCAACAAUCGAAGCAGCUCAAGCGGAAGAGGAUGAAGCUUCUAGAGGAGGACGAGGAUAACGAGAAAACGGAAAUAAUAGAGGAACUAGAACCGCCGCAGCCUCCGGAGGACGCUAAACCCAUUGGUGAUCCCGUUAGGUUUUCUGGAAAAGGAAGAGGAAGGAGGAAGCAUUACGAGUCCUUCGAAUUCGAUGGCAACCAAUAUACACUUGAGGAUCCUGUUCUUCUCGCGCCCGAGGAUAAAGAACAAAAGCCAUAUGUCGCAAUUAUUAAGGACAUUACGCAGUCUUGUAAUGGUAACAUGAUGGUGAUGGGGCAGUGGUUUUAUCGUCCCGAAGAAGCUGAAAGAAAAGGUGGUGGAAGCUGGCAAUCACGUGAUACAAGGGAGCUGUUUUAUAGUUUCCAUCGUGAUGAGGUUCCUGCUGAGUCUGUUAUGCACAAGUGUGUGGUGCAUUUUGUUCCCAUACAUAAACAGCUUCCAAAUCGUAAGCAACAUCCUGGGUUUAUUGUACAAAAGGUUUAUGAUACUAUAGAAAGAAAACUGUGGAGGCUGACCGAUAAGGACUAUGAGGAUAUUAAACAGCAAGAAAUUGAUGAGCUUGUUCAGAAAACUCUAAAACGUAUGGGUGAACUACUUGACAUUGAGCCUGAAGAAGUCCCUGCUGAUCAGGAGGACCUAACGAAAAAUAAAAGAAUCUUAAGGAGAAAGAGCAUGCCAUCCCUUGAUGUCUCAAGGGAGGAGGAAGGAACUCUAAAGAGUGACCAACAUCCAAAGCCCGAAACGCCAGGGAGUUGUGUAAAUAAUGCCUCAGAGUAUUAUCGCAUAUUAGUGAAUUUCAAUGCACUAACUGGAGAUACCCGUCGUGACAAAUGGUUGGAGAGGUUGCUUCAGCAUGUUCAGUAUGUAUGUAAUUCUGAUGAUAGCAUAGAAAAGGACAAGGGAUUAGGAAAUGUCAAUUCUGAUGAAGUCAACAAAAUCAAUAAUGGAAGUUCUGAAAUAGUGAAUGACUGUCAAGACAAGGGUCAGAAGAGUUCCAAGUCUUUUAUCUGGCCAGAUGCUGCUGUUUCAGCCAUAGUUGCUCUCGAAAAAGCUUCAGAUGAUGCUCUUUCAUCAGAUUUUCUGAAGUAUAACCAAAAGUUACGGCAAUUAGAUUUUAAUCUCAAGAACAAUGCACUGCUAGCACGCCGCCUAUUGAAUGGAGAAUUGGAACCUUCAAAAAUUUUAAACAUGACACCCAAUGAAUUGAAGGAGGGUUUGACUGCUGAGGAAAUAACUAAGAAGGAGCCUGAUGAGUCGCAACACAUGCAAAUGACAGAUGCCCGCUGCUCAAGAUGCAUGGAUUGUAAGGUUGGCUUGAGGGAGAUUAUCCAUGCUGGACAUGGUGACCGUUACCAGCUGGAAUGUGUUGCCUGCGGCAAUUCCUGGUAUGCCUCCCGGGAUGAGGUGUCUACGCUGACCAUUGAUGCAUCAGAUUCAAAGAGAAGCAUAGGCACAGCUCCAUGGGCCACUGCAAAAUUUGAAGAUGUUCAGAAGAAGCUGGUGAGCCCCCGUGAAUCUGAAAAGGCAGCUGAUAACAUCUUUAAGAAAACAAGUGAAUCAUAUAUCCCUGUUUUGGACGCCCAGAAAUCAUUUGGCAAGUCCAGGAAAGAUGACAAUAUUGAGGCUUGACAUGCUGAUUAAGCAAAUGUUCUUGGGUUUGUGUAAUGCUUCAAAUAAAUUACUGAUGUUACCUCAGACAUCAUAAGAGUUAUUUACAUCAUAGCAGUAAAUUUCUUUUGACUGCAACUUUGAUUUGCUAGGGUAAACUUUUUUUUUAUCGUUGAUAAACAAAAUAAAAAAUGAAUAA